This is a messenger RNA of Lipotes vexillifer (Yangtze River dolphin), 4452 nucleotides long. It is a transcript of the gene BICRA, whose product is annotated as BRD4 interacting chromatin remodeling complex associated protein. Gene Ontology annotation, cellular component: SWI/SNF complex. Gene Ontology annotation, biological process: positive regulation of DNA-templated transcription. Bases 1 to 4452 code for a protein of 1483 amino acids. The transcript is spliced from 16 exons. Lineage: Eukaryota; Metazoa; Chordata; Mammalia; Artiodactyla; Lipotidae. The record is from RefSeq and is a predicted model, not a curated record.
AUGGAUGAUGAGGAUGGGAGAUGCUUACUAGACGUGAUUUGUGACCCUCAGGCCCUCAAUGACUUCUUACAUGGAUCUGAGAAGCUUGACAGUGAUGACCUCCUGGAUAAUCCCGGGGAGGCCCAAAGUGCCUUCUAUGAAGGUCCUGGGCUCCACGUGCAAGAAGCUUCUGGCAACCACUUGAACCCAGAACCCAGCCAGCCGGCCCCCAGCGUGGACCUCGACUUCCUGGAAGAUGAUAUCCUGGGCUCACCGGCGGCAGGGGGCGGGGGCGGCGGGGGCGCCGACCAGCCCUGUGACAUCCUCCAGCAGAGCCUCCAGGAGGCCAACAUCACCGAGCAGACACUCGAAGCCGAGGCCGAGCUGGACCUGGGCCCCUUCCAGCUGCCCACGCUGCAGCCUGCGGAUGGCGGGGCUGGCCCAGCGGGGACCGGAGCAGCUGCCGCCGUGGCCACGGGGCCCCAGGCCCUCUUCCCGGGUGGGGCUGACCUGCUGGGGCUGCAGGCCCCGCCCACCGUGCUGACCCACCAGGCCCUGGUGCCGCCCCAGGAUGUGGUCAGUAAAGCCCUCAGUGUCCAGCCCUUCCUGCAGCCCGUGGGCCUGGGCAACGUGACCCUGCAGCCCAUCCCAGGCCUUCAGGGCCUGCCCAAUGGCAGCCCCGGGGGCGCCGCGGCGGCUACUCUCGGCCUGGCUCCCAUCCAGGUGGUGGGCCAGCCCGUCAUGGCGCUCAACCCACCCACCUCCCAGCUCCUGGCCAAGCAGGUGCCCGUCAGCGGUUAUCUGGCCUCGGCAGCUGGCCCUUCAGAGCCAGUGACCCUGGCAUCGGCCGGCGUCUCGCCGCAGGGGGCUGGCCUGGUCAUCCAGAAGAACCUCCCUGCUGCCGUGGCCACCACGCUCAACGGGAACUCGGUGUUCGGAGGGGCGGGAGCUGCCACGGCCGCGGCCAGCGGGGCGCCCUCGGGACAGCCGCUGGCGGUGGCCCCGGGCCUCGGCACGUCACCACUGGUUCCGGCGCCCAACGUGAUCCUGCACCGCACGCCCACGCCCAUCCAGCCCAAGCCUGCCGGCGUGCUCCCCCCCAAGCUCUACCAGCUGACACCCAAGCCGUUCGCCCCCGCGGGCGCCACGCUCACCAUCCAGGGCGAGGCAGGGGGCCUCCCACAGCAGCCCAAGGCCCCCCAGAACCUGACUUUCAUGGCGGCAGGCAAGGCCGGCCAGAACGUGGUGCUGUCAGGCUUCCCGGCGCCCGCCCUGCAGACGAACGUCUUCAAGCAGCCGCCCGCCACCACCACGGGCGCGGCCCCGCCGCAACCCCCCGGGGCCCUGAGCAAGCCCAUGAGCGUGCACCUCCUGAAUCAAGGCAGCAGUAUCGUCAUCCCCGCCCAGCACAUGCUGCCAGGCCAGAACCAGUUCUUGCUGCCCGGCACGUCGGCAGUCCAGCUCCCCCAGCCGCUCUCGGCCCUGCCGGCCAACGUGGGCGGGCAGAUCCUGGCGGCUGCAGCCCCCCAUGCGGGCGGACAACUCAUCGCCAACCCCAUCCUCACCAACCAGAACCUGGCGGGCCCGCUGAGCCUGGGCCCUGUGCUGGCCCCCCACUCUGGGGCCCACAGCGCAGCCCACAUCCUCUCGGCAGCUCCCAUCCAGGUGGGCCAGCCAGCGCUCUUCCAGAUGCCCGUGUCGCUGGCCGCGGGCAGCCUGCCCACACAGAGCCAGCCGGCACCCACUGGCCCCGCCGCCACUACCGUCCUCCAGGGGGUCACUCUGCCCCCCAGCGCCGUGGCUAUGCUCAACGCCCCCGACGGUCUGGUGCAGCCCGCCACCCCAGCCGCCGCCUCCGCUGGGGAGGCCGCGCCUGUCCUCGCAGUGCAGACGGCGCCCCAGGCGUCCCCCGCGGUCAGCACGCCGCUGCCUCUGGGCCUCCAGCAGCCACAGGCACAGCAACAGCAGCAGCCCGCACAGGGCCCCGCCCCGCAGGCCGCCCCAGCUCAGGCCUCCACCCCCCAGCCCAGCCCAGGCCUGGCGUCCAGCCCGGAGAAGAUUGUCCUGGGGCAGCCGCCCUCUGCCCCCACCACGGCCAUCCUCACUCAGGACUCCCUGCAGAUGUUCCUGCCCCAGGAGAGGAGCCAGCAGCCCCUCUCCACAGAGGGCCCCCACCUCUCCGUGCCCGCCUCGGUCAUAGUCAGCGCCCCGCCUCCCGCCCAAGACCCAGCCCUGACCACCCCCGUCACCAAAGGAGCUGGCCUUGGCCCUCAGGCCCCCGACAGCCAGGCCUCCCCGGCGCCGGCCCCCCAGUCCCCAGCCGUGCGCUCCUCGGCCAUCAGCCCCCCGCCCCAGUACGCAGCCACAGUGUCUGUGCUGCUAUCUGUUUUCCUGGCUGGCGUAGUGCCCCCGCCGCCGCCACUGCUUCCUACGCUGCUACCCCCAAAGCCUGCAGAGCUCGCCUUCAUCUGGGGGGACUGGGGGGGGCACAUGGGGAGGGGUCUCCAGUCCCCCCCUGGCCAGGGGCCCCACAAGUCCCCCACGCCCCCUCCGACCCUCCACCUGGUCCCCGAGCCCGCCGCGCCCCCCGCCCCGCCUCCUCGGACCUUCCAGAUGGUGGCCACCCCCUUCCCGGCGCUGCCCCAGCCGAAGGCUCUUCUCGAGAGAUUUCACCAGGUGCCGUCCGGAAUCAUUCUCCAGAGCAAGGCUGUGGGCGCCCCCGCCGCCCCGCAGACCUCCGCCAGCCUGGGGCCCCUCGGCAGCCCCACCGCCUCCGGGCUGGUCAGCGGGCAGGCCCCAUCUGGGACCUCCACCGCCCCCAGCCAUGCCCCGGCCCCGGCUCCCGUGGCCACUGCAGGCCUCCCUCCUCUGCUUCCCGCCGAGAGCAAAGCCUUUGCCAGCAACCUCCCGACCCUGACUGUGGCCAAGGCCACUGCAUCUGGGCCAGGGAAGUCCUCCGGGCUGCAGUAUGAGAGCAAGUUGAGCAGCCUGAGGAAACCACCUACCCUUCAGCCCAGCAAAGAAGCCUGCUUCCUGGAGCAUUUGCACAAACAUCAGGGCUCCGUCCUGCACCCUGACUACAAGACGGCCUUCCCCUCCUUUGAGGACGCCCUGCAUCGCCUCCUGCCCUACCACGUCUACCAGGGUGCCCUCCCCUCCCCCAACGACUACCACAAAGUGGACGAGGAGUUUGAGACGGUCUCCACGCAGCUGCUGAAACGCACCCAGGCCAUGCUCAAUAAAUACCGCCUCCUGCUCUUGGAGGAGUCCCGGAGGGUGAGCCCCUCAGCGGAGAUGGUAAUGAUCGACCGAAUGUUCAUUCAGGAGGAAAAGACCACGCUGGCCUUGGACAAACAGCUGGCCAAGGAGAAGCCUGAUGAGUAUGUGUCUUCCUCGCGCUCUCUCGGCCUCCCCCUCGCCGCCUCUUCCGAGGGACACCGGCUCCCCAGUCACGGCCCAUCACCGUCCUCAGCGUCUGGGGCCCCGACCCAACCCCCUCUGCACCUGCCCACCAAGCUGGUGAUCCGGCACGGUGGGGCGGGCGGCUCCCCUUCCGUGAGCUGGGCCCGGGCGUCCUCCUCCUCCCUGUCCUCGUCCGCCUUGUCCUCCGCUGCCUCCUCCCUGGACGCCGACGAGGAUGGCCCGAUGCCCUCCCGUAACCGCCCGCCCAUCAAGACCUAUGAGGCCCGGAGCCGCAUUGGCCUCAAGCUCAAGAUCAAACAGGAAGCCGGACUCAGCAAGGUCGUCCACAACACAGCCCUGGACCCGGUGCACCAGACCCCGCCGCCACCCCCCGCCGCCCUCAAGGCGGCCGAGCCCCCGCCCCGGCCCCCGCCGCCGCCCCCUGCCACCGGCCAGAUGAACGGCACAGUAGACCACCCGCCGCCGCCGCCGCCGCCGCCGCCGCCGCCCCCCCACUGCCCCCGCCUGCCCCUCCGCAAGACCUACCGCGAGAACGUGGAGGCCUCGGGCGGCGGGGUGGCCGAGGGGGCGGCGGCGGGCAGAGCCCGGGGUGGCAGCCCGGCCCCGCUGCCCACCAAAGUGGACGAGGCCACCAGCGGGCUCAUCCGCGAGCUGGCGGCAGUGGAGGACGAGCUGUACCAGCGCAUGCUGAAGGGCACCCCGGCCGAACCCGCGGCCGGCGCCGGGCAGGGCAGCGGCAGCCGGGAGCCCGGCUGGGAGGCGCCCCCGCUGCCCCCGGCCAAGCGGCGCAAGUCCGAGUCGCCCGACGUGGACCAGGCCAGCUUCUCCAGCGACAGCCCGCAGGACGACACGCUCACGGAACACCUCCAGAGCGCCAUCGACAGCAUCCUGAACCUCCAACAGGCCCCCGGCCGGACGCCCGCUCCCCCGUACCCACACGCCGCCCCGGCGGCGGUCACGCCUGCCCCCCCGACGCCCCUGCACAGGCCGGAGGCCUAUCCGCCCUCCAGUCACAACGGUGGCCUCGGCGCCAGGACGUUGAACAGAUAA